Messenger RNA from Brienomyrus brachyistius, 3842 nucleotides. It is a transcript of the gene heg1, whose product is annotated as heart development protein with EGF-like domains 1. Gene Ontology annotation, molecular function: calcium ion binding. The transcript is spliced from 13 exons. Bases 302 to 3169 code for a protein of 955 amino acids. NCBI's taxonomy places the organism in Eukaryota, Metazoa, Chordata, Actinopteri, Osteoglossiformes, Mormyridae. Gene Ontology annotation, biological process: heart development. The record is from RefSeq and is a predicted model, not a curated record.
AGCCGUGUGGCUCGGGCAGCGGGGGGAUACGCCGCGCCGAGGCGGAAUAGGGUGGUGUCCACAGUCUCGGAGGCCGUGGGAGGAGUCCCGCAUUUCGGAUGUGCUGCUAUGUGCUCCUGUUUGUGUCGGAUAGCGCUUCUUCCCCAGAUCAGAGCCUCGUCGCCUCCGAUGGAGCUGGGCAUGCCUGCGAUGCUUUUUUACAUGAACGGCUGUUAAAGCAAACGCUUUCAGAUGGUGGCCCUGAGCGGUCUGCGGUUUUAUUUAUUUGGGUUGAAAUCGCCGCCGCCUAUUCCUGCCCAGCAUGAUGGAAACCUGCUUUCUCGGAGGCAUCAGCCGUCUAGUGGUGCUUCUGGCUCUUUUGGAAACUCCGUGUGCUGGAUCGUAUACCGCAAGCACCGGCUCCGGCCACGCUGAGUGGACGGCCGCCUCGUCGCUGGCGGAGUUUGUGAGUUUCGGGACGGGUGGUACUGAGGGGCGACGUUCGGACCCCGUCCCCGUCCUGCCGAAGGAGCGGGAACCGCGCACAGACACCAACACGGUCCCCAAACACAACAUGCCCGGCAGUGUUACCAUGGAUACAGAAGGCUGGGAGUCUCACUCGCAGACCGCCAGUACCUACAUAUUCUCUGCAAUUAGCCGAGCCGGAGAGAGGACUCUCCUGUCCGUGAUCACCGACAGCACGUCUGCUUACACCCAGGAAUCCAACUCCUCAGAGGCCUCCUCUCAGACCUUUUCCCAGACAUAUCAAACAUCCACCAGGACCAUCUCCCAGACAUCUGUCCGAGGGUCACACACCACCUCCCAGCAAUCCUCCCAAACUUCUCAGAGGACUCAGCAAUCCUCCCAAACUUCUCAGAGGACUCAGCAAUCCUCCCAAACUUCUCAGAGGACUCAGCAAUCCCCUCACCAGACUUCCUCUGACACCUCCUCCCCAACUUUUUUCCAGCCCUCUUCCCAGAAUUCCUCCCAGUCCUUCCCUGGGGAAUUGAGCACUGCUAGCCAAGACUUGACAGAUGUGAUUCCCUCUUCUGAGUCUGGCCAGUUGGACACUGCAGUAUACAGCCAUCACACCAUGGCAGGUACACCUCUGAAUGGGACAGGGCAGAUGGAUCCCUCGCAGGUAUCUUUGGACACCAUCGGUCCCCUAAAUUCUACGCUGCCUAUGUCUGAUGAUGGCACAGAGAACGCAAAUGUGACCCAGUUUAACCAGCCGUCCAAAAGUGGGAUAACUCGCACCGAAUCCAGUCUUGCCGUCUCCUCUAUGCCUCCGGAUCUGUCCACAGAGGACAGCAUAACCAACACGUCUCAUCUAGAGAACCAGAGGUCGGGCACUUUACCCGCAGAGACGGACAUCACUACGGAGCCGUUCACCGGAGAUCUCAACACGGACGGCAACAAAGAAACGGCAACCAUUCAUAAUACUACAGGUAAUGUGGCUUCAACAGAAGCGCCCCCUGUGGUUAAAGGCAUGAAUACGACUGCGGAUCGUUCACUGACAAAAGUUAUGUCCAGUCAGCGCCCCCAUACCACAGAGCCAGUGCAGUCGGAAAAGACCACAGGGGCACCACCUGGCACUGAGUCAAUGGUGACGCACACGUCACAGUUAGGUGAAGGAACCACCUACAGGUCAACCCCGCCUGGUCCUGUCUCCCUCCCCCCAACACAGAGUGCGCCAAGCACCACAGCACAGGCCCGGACUCUGCCCACCACUCAUGCCACCGUACCAACAACCGAGGUGUCUCAGACCAGGGGCUCCACCCUUCAAGACCACCCUCCUUCCAGGACGGGAGGAACAUCAUCUCAGACCUCUGAGGGUCCUGCCGCCACCUCCAGACUGGACGGCAGCACUGUCCCGUCUAGAGGAAUGACCCAGCCUAGCCAAGCCACUACACUGAUGUACAGGCACACAGACCCCGUGAGGCCGACCACGGCUCACGCCUCAAGGGGCUUUGAAGAGAGGACAACGACCGAAGGCCAGAUAACUACUGCAAAAACGCCCAAGAAAUUGAGUGAGCCACCAGGCUCCCCCUGUUACGGGAAUGUGUGUUUGAACGGAGGGACAUGUGUUCUAGACCUAGGGGGCAGACCCCAGUGUGAGUGUCUCUCAGCAUGGACGGGCCAGGACUGCAGUCAGGACGUGGACGAGUGUGUGACUGGGCGCUGUCCCUCGGGCUCCGAGUGCGUAAACACGCGAGGGUCCUUCAGCUGCGAGUGCCCCCUGGGUUUCGACCUUGAGAACAGCCGGACCUGUACCCGGGCCAAGACCUUCCUGGGUACUUUCAGUUUCUCAAACGUGAACUUCAACAGCAGCCACCCCAGCAGUGCUGGACUUCAUGAAAUCCAGAGAGAGAUCCUGCUGCUGCUCAAUUCUUCACUGGCCACUCUGAAGGGCUACGGCCGAUCCGCACUCAGGAAAAACGGCACGCAGCAAAUGCACAUCGCUGUCGUCAGCAUGUUCUCCAUGGCGGCAACGGCGACGCGCCCGGAUGUGCUCACCGCCAUCCGGACUUUCCUGGGCAACUGCAGCCGGGGGACGGCCCACUGCGGCCGGCUGCUGGGCGCCAGAGUCUCCUACAGAGACCAGUCUCUGUGCCAGGCGCAGGCGGUGCAGUGUGACAUGGAUCGGACCGAAUGUGAGGACACCAGUGGCGUCGCUGUCUGCCAGUGCCGCGAUGGAUACUUCAAGCACAGCAGAGAUGACCUGUCCUGCCGAGAAUGUGGUGACGGUUUUAAACUGGAAAAUGGCACCUGUGUUCCGUGCAUGUUUGGAUUUGGGGGAUUCAACUGCGAAAACUUUUACAAGCUGAUUGCGGUGGUGGUGUCCCCAGCUGGUGGGGGCGUGCUGCUCAUCUUGGUCAUCGCUCUCAUCGUGACCUGCUGCAGGAAGGACAAAAACGACAUCAAUAAGAUCAUUUUCAAGAGUGGGGACCUGCAGAUGUGCUCCUACCCCGAGUACCCGAAAGGCAACCGGGUGUCCGUGGAGUGGGGCAGGGAAGCCAUCGAGAUGCAGGAGAACGGGAGCACGAAGAACCUCCUGCAGAUGACUGACAUUUACUACACCGCUCCCCUGAGGCACCCAGAGUGGCCUUCCCGCCAGUCCUGCAUUUACCCGGCGCAGUGGAACCCCUCCUUCAUCAGCGACGACACACGCAGGCGGGACUACUUCUGAAAGGGCCGGGGCAACGAUCAGACCACUACGAACGUCGUGAACCUGAGGGCCAGGCAUAAACGUUCCCAUGGUGCGGCAGCCUGCGUUUGUGAAGAAGUGGAUUUUUGAAAGGAGGAGUCAUUUUGCGUAGCAGAGCGUAGCUGGACCUAGCAGGGCGGUCGUGAACGGCCACUGUGAGUUGCCGUGGUAACACAAGCCAUGUGAUCAAGCCCUUUGAAAGGUGUACUGCCCUUUAAUGUCCCUCUAGUGCGUAGCAGCCGGAAUGGACCAUGUAUCUGGAGUAAAUAUUUUAUCCAAUAUACUUCCUAAGCUACAUGGUGAGUGGUUGUCCACGGCCGCCCACGCCCGGGGGGGCUCCUAAUUGCUGCUUCCGGUGAACGUCACUCACUCCUCUCUGUGUCUCUUGCUCAUUCUGAUCCUGAAGGAGCAGGCCCUCCCCUCCUUCUCGGGUUACGCCUGUUGUAACCGCAUGGCAGUCUCUGUGCCUGCAUAUCGCACUAUAAGGAACAUAUUUCUAAGGUGUAUUAUAUUUGUACCUGGUCAUAUAUUUUAGUUGGAGAGACUUUUUAUAAUUAUUUUGCUCUUUGAAAUAUGAAUUGUCUUAUUUCUGGCGUUGUAGUCAGACCUGCAUAUUUAGACAAUUAAAAUGAAAACGCUGUUUGUUGCCGCUGAA